UAACAUGGAGUGGAUAUGGCGCAGGAGUGGAUUGGUGGGCAUUUGCCAUCAUACUGUGCAAAAUGGCCACCAGAAGAUCUCCAUUCUAUGAAGGCUCGGUGAUGGAGAACCUGCUCAAUUCAGUGAUCAAUGAGCAGCCUGUUUUUCCUGAGGGUCUCAGCGCCGACCUGCAAGAACUUCUGCAGGAGCUCCUAGAGAAGAAUCCAGACAAGCGCCUGGGCACGACAGGAAAUAUCAGGCAGCACCAGUUUUUUAGAGCCAUUGACUGGAGAGCGUUGGAGAGCAGGAAGAUACCACCUCCUUUCCUGCCAAGAGCAAUAACACCUGCUAAUGUCAGUGCAGUCUGUAACGAGCCACCAUCAUUCUUAGAGGAGAUGGGCUGUAUCAACGCUACAGGCAGCACAACAGUGAUUCAGGAUCUUUCUUUCCUGAGUCCCAAUUGGGAAGUAUAACCUGCUCCAGACAAUGAGAAAAUUUUGGGCCUGAACAUCGCCCCCCUGCCUCUGGCCCCAACUAUUGGCCCCUGUCUCAGGCCCUAUCUCUUGGCCUAACCAUUAGCCUCUGUCUCAGGCUCUUUCUCUUGGCCUAACCAUUGCCCCUUGCCUUAAGUCCUUUCUUUUGUCCUUAACAUCAGCUCCUUUUUUAACAUCGGCCCUCCCCCUCGGGCCCCCAAAAUCGGCCCUCCGCUCUUUUUUAGGCCCCUAACAUCGGCCCUCCCCUCUUUAGGCCCUUAACAUCGGCCCUCUUUAAGGCCCCCAACAUCGGCCCUUUUAAGGCCCCCAACAUCGACCCUCCCUUCUUAAGGCCCCCAACAUCGGCCCUCCCCUCUUAAGGCCCCCAACAUCAGCCCUCCCCUCUUAAGGCCCCAACAUCGGCCCUCCCCUCUAAAGGCCCCCAACAUCGGCCAUCCUCCUUUAGGCCCCAAACAUCGGCCCUCCCCUCUUAAGGCCCCCA
Xenopus tropicalis (tropical clawed frog) is the source of this 954-nucleotide messenger RNA. Its product is annotated as protein kinase C delta type-like. The record is from RefSeq and is a predicted model, not a curated record. NCBI's taxonomy places the organism in Eukaryota, Metazoa, Chordata, Amphibia, Anura, Pipidae. The transcript is spliced from 3 exons. The coding region runs from base 63 to 452 and encodes 129 amino acids. Gene Ontology annotation, molecular function: ATP binding; protein serine/threonine kinase activity.